AUGAGCAGAAGUCGCUCGAAAGGGAAAGGCCACGCAUCCCAAAAAUGGGACGAUAACAGGGCUCUACAGCAAGAAAUCAACGACUUGAAGAAGAAGUUGCACCGAGUGCAGCGAAGGCGUCCUUCCCCCAGUCCGAACACCAGUGAUGAGGAGGACAAUGAGUACAGGCGAAGAUCGAGAACCCUGCAAAGUGAAACCCCCUCUUAUGAGGAAGAGCGACCUCACAAACGCGGCCACAAAAGCCCGUCUUACAAGGGCCUAGCAAACGACGCCAUGAGUAAGGCCUUGGACUGCAUCUCUCAGUCACCUUUCACGAGCAGGAUAGAGGGGGUUGAGCUUCCUUGGCGGUUCCACCAACCCAUUUUUGCCAUAUAUAAUGGUUGGACGGACCCUGUAGAGCACGUAAGCCAGUUUAUCCAGAGGAUGGCCGUCCAUUCCAGGGAUGAGGCAUUGAUGUGCAAAGUGUUUCCAUCCAGUUUGGGACUCAUGGCGAUGAGAUGGUUUGACAGCCUCAAGCCAAACUCCAUAAAUUCCUUUAAACAGCUAACACAGGCUUUCGGUUCUUGCUUUAUAACGAGCAGCAGGGUUCCUUGGCCUUUAGAUUCCCUCCUGUCCUUGUCCAUGCGAGAAGGAGAGACCCUGAAGGCCUACUCGAACAAGUAUUGGGAGAUGUAUAACGAGAUAGAGGGAAAUUACAAUGACGUCGCCAUUAGCACAUUCAAGAGGGACCUACCAACAGAGCAUGGUUUAAGAAAGUCCCUGACUGGGAAACCGGUCACCAGCAUGCGCCAACUCAUGGACCGAAUCGACAAAUACAAGAGAGUCAAAGAGGACCAACAGACGGGAAAGGGCAAAGCGAAGGUUGUCCCUCAGGAGAGGAGGGACUUUAGGUCAGACUGCUUUAACAACAAUAACCAGCCGAGAAAGGAUUACUUGGAGCAGUCUGGAUCCAUCGGGGCACAGGCAAUCCAUGCUGUGUUCCGGGAACCAUUACAUAAGAUCCUAGAAAAAGUGAAGAACGAACCGUUCUUUCAAUGGCCAAGUAGGAUGGCAGGCGACCCUGCGAAACGUAACCAAAACCUAUAUUGUGAAUAUCACCAAGAACCAGGCCACACCACCAAUGACUGCAGAAAUCUGAAAAACCACUUGGAUUGGCUGGUCUGA
Molecule: messenger RNA, 1164 nt
Organism: Quercus robur (English oak)
Lineage: Eukaryota; Viridiplantae; Streptophyta; Magnoliopsida; Fagales; Fagaceae
Exons: 1
Coding region: 1-1164 (387 amino acids)
Source: RefSeq, a predicted model, not a curated record